AUGAAUCGAUCAACGGCUCUUUUGCUGCAAUUCGAAAGGGAGUUGAACAUGGCGCUAAGCAAAACUGUCGCCAACAAAAAACACAAAAAGCGGGCCAUUGAUGAGCUUUUCUCUAGGCAGACAUGCAUAAAUGUAUCUAAUACAGUUAUAAAUGAGAUAUUUAUCGGUUUGGAUGAGCUCAUUCUGGGAAUGCACGAUCGGUAUGUGCUCUUGGGCGAUUUGUUUCACAUGCACCAUAUGGGGCCGGAACUGAUAGAGGUAGUCAAGAGAAAAGUCGACGCCGCUGUUUCACAAGCUCGUUUGCGUAUCAUGUAUUGCGGAACUGCGCUCAGCGUUGCAUUUUUCGGCUACUAUGAUGCAUUGUCGACCGCAUACUACAACAACAACUUGGGUGCCCUCUGGGAUGUGAAUUUCUCCAUUAACCUGGGCGUACGUACCGCGAAAGUCAUGCGGAAGGUUCUCCGUCGUUUGAGAGGCGAAAUUAGGGAGAUCAUGUCCCAGCACCUGCUUCAGCCUUCGAAUGCUUUCAUUCAGUACAGAUGCCACGACCGCGUUGCUGACUCUAUCACAAAGUGGUGGGUUAGGGGCUUGAGAAGCAUCAUUCGAGGAGUGAAAGAGAUUGUAUUUGAUGUCUCUUUUGCUGUUGAAGAGUUGCAAGAAUUGAGGGAGAUUCUUAAAGAGGAGCUCGUGGGAAGUAACGAGGUGAAAAUUGAAAGCAAUGCCGUGACAAAAGUUGGAAAGAAAGUCAUAAGAAAACUGAGGAAAACCUAG
This is a messenger RNA of Australozyma saopauloensis, 771 nucleotides long. RefSeq lists its product as uncharacterized. Lineage: Eukaryota; Fungi; Ascomycota; Pichiomycetes; Serinales; Metschnikowiaceae. The transcript has a single exon. Bases 1 to 771 code for a protein of 256 amino acids. The record is from RefSeq and is a predicted model, not a curated record.